Gekko japonicus is the source of this 4188-nucleotide messenger RNA. RefSeq names its product hornerin-like. The coding region runs from base 77 to 3277 and encodes 1066 amino acids. The transcript has 68 exons. The record is from RefSeq and is a predicted model, not a curated record. NCBI's taxonomy places the organism in Eukaryota, Metazoa, Chordata, Lepidosauria, Squamata, Gekkonidae. Gene Ontology annotation, molecular function: oxidoreductase activity, acting on metal ions.
CUCUGGCACUCCAGGGCUGUACUUGCUGCACACUGGUCACAGGUUUGCUCCUGGUUGCAAGACUCAAGAAACAAAGAUGAAGCACUAUCUCUUCUUCGCAUUGCUGCUCUGUGGAGUCUUCACCACACAAGUCCUCUGCCUUUCAUAUGGGAAUAUUUCACUAGCUUGUGAAUCGAUGUUGCCAGACCACUCUGUUGAACCACAGGAAUCUGAAUCACCCUAUCACAUUUCUGUAUUAUCAGAUGAAUAUGACCCAGGAAAAGAAGUAAAAGUGAACAUAGAGGGAACACCUGAAGUUGGAUUUAAAUGGUUUAUGCUGCAGGCACGAGACAUUGAGGAAAACGUCCCAGUUGGUUCAUUUCACAUCACAGAUUCAAAUACACAGGGCCUUGACUGCUACAACCUUUCGAAUUCAGCAUUAAUUCAGACAAACGUAGAUAAGAAACAGAAUGUAACAGCACUUUGGGUUUCACCUGAUGCAAAAACCAUUCAAUUUAUAGCGACCAUUUUUCAAGAUCCUGAAACAUACUGGGUUGUUGUUCCCAGUGUAGUCCUGUUUCCCAGAAAUUUAAGUGAGGCAGCAGAUGAUUCCAACACUGGUGGUGAAUCUCAGCCAGGCCAAAUAUCACCCAAAAGCAGGAAGAAGGGUGGCAGUUACGCAAGCAGUAGUGAGUGUACCAAGAUAUAUCAGGGUUCCUCAUCCGGCACUUAUUCCGGCAGUCAGGGCGGCAUAGACUACAGUAGCAACUCAUAUGGACAGUCUGUUUCAACUGCAUCAGAUACCAAAAAGACUUUUCAGUAUCCUCCUAGCAAGCCCUACCCACCAGAACAACUUGCCAACUCUCACUAUAAGCAUAUUCAGAGCACUCAAUAUGGCGGCAAAGUACAGACCCAGAGUGGCCCAAAUGUGCGGGUCUGUGAUAAGACUUCAUCCUCCUACAACAUCCAAGCCUGUAAACAGAGUAUGCAGUCUUCCACAUCACAGAGCAGCAGUUCUUAUGGGUCACAGGGUGGAUCCUCUACUUCAUUUGGUGGCAGUGGCUCCUCUACUACAGUUGGUGGUGGCCGUGGUUCCUCAAAUUAUGGUGGCAGUACCGGAUCCUCAAAUUAUGGUGGCAGUACUGGAUCCUCAAAUUAUGGUGGCAGUACCGGAUCCUCAAGUUAUGGUGGUGGCAGGCCUUGUGGCCAGGGGUACACUUAUGAUGGCAAUACUUGCAAACAGCAGGGUGGAUCAUCCUCAUCUCAACAAAAUUAUGGAAGUAGCCAGGGUGGAUCAACAUCUCAACAAAGUUAUGGAAGCAAUACGGGUGGCUCAUCAUCCCAACAAAACUAUGGAAGUAGUCAGGGCGGAUCAUCGUUCCAGCCAAGUUAUGGAAGCAACCAGGGUGGAAGUUAUGGAAGCAACCAGGGUGGGUCAUCAUGGCAGCAAGGCUAUGGAAGCAGCCAGGGCGGUUCCAGUUCUCAAGGAAACCGCAAUCCUUGUGAUGGGGGCAGUUAUUCUGGUACAACAUAUAGCAGCAGCAACUGCCCACAGGGUGGAUCUUCCCAGCAAAGGUUCGGCAGCAACCAGCAGGGUUCCCAGACUUAUGGAGGAGGCUACAGCAGUAACGAUUGCAGUGUUGGUGAUGCCAAAAGUUACGGUGAAAAAGCUCUGAGCUCAUCAAACUGUAGAGGCAAAAGGGCUGCUGACGCUCAAGCUGCAGCUAAAGAUUUCAUCACAAAGAUUCAACAAGCUGCAUCUCGUGCUCUAAUACGAAAGACUCGUAGUGAAAAAGCGGCAUCUCGUGCUCUAGUACGAAAGGCACGAAGUGAAAAGAUCCGCACUCUAAUCAGAAAUGCUCGGAGUGAGAAAAAUGAAACGUCUACUUCGCAAAGCAAUAACAAUGGCCAGGAUGGAUCAUUUAUAUCUGCCUAUAGACGGGGAGAAUGUGUUUGCCCUGGUGCACAGGGCACUUUUUCUUACAAAUAUAGAGGUAGGAGAGAAGGGUCUUCCUCCUAUGGCAGCAGUUCUUAUGGCCAGGGUUCAUCUUCCACAUAUGGUGCUAGUGGGAGCUCUUAUGGACAGGGUGGAUCAUAUGGCAGUGGCAGCCCUGGAUCAUAUGGACAGGGUGGACCAUAUGUUGGCAGUGGUGCAUCAUAUGGACAGAGUGGACCAUAUGCUGGCAGCGGCACAUCUUAUGGACAGGGCGGACCAUAUGCUGGCAGCGGUACAUCAUAUGGACAGGGCGCACAGAGUGGAUCAUACAGUGGUGGCAGUGGAACAUAUGGGCAGGGUAGACCAAGUGGAACCUAUGGAAGUAGUAGUCAGUAUGGACAGGGUACGCCAUAUGGAAGCAGUUCUCAGUAUGGACAGGGUGCAUCAUAUGGAGGCAGUUCUCAAUAUGGACAGGGUGGACAGAGUGGGACAUAUGGUGGCACUACCCAAUAUGGACAGGGUGCAUCAUACGGAGGCAGUUCCCAAUAUGGACAGGGUAGACCAAGUGGGUCAUAUGGCAGCACCGGCCAAUAUGGACAGGGUGCACAAAGUGGAUAUGGUGGCACCACCCAAUAUGGACAGAGUGGAUCAUAUGGCAGUGGAUCAUAUGGGCAGGGUGGGCAGAGUGGCAGCAGUGGAUCCUCCGGGCAGGGUGGACAGAGUGGCAGCAGUGGAUCCUCCGGGCAGGGUGGACAGAGUGGCAGCAGUGGAUCCUCCGGGCAGGGUGGACAGAGUGGCAGCAGUGGAUCCUCCGGGCAGGGUGGACAGAGUGGCAGCAGUGGAUCCUCCGGGCAGGGUGGACAAAGUGGCAGCAGUGGAUCCUAUGGGCAGGGUCAACCAGGUGGAUCAUAUGGUGGCACCAGUGGAUCAUAUGGACAGAACUCCUCUUCCUUGGGUGGCAGUCAGACUAGUGGACAGGGAUCAUCAGGAGGAACCCAGUCUGGUAGUCAGGGUUCAUCAUCUUCUGGAAGCAGGCCAUCUGGAGGACAGACUGGCUGUUACUGCCCAGGCGGAGUUUCCGGAUCCUAUGGUAGACCAGGCAGCCAGUACGGUGGCAGACAAGGUUACAGCCAAUAUGGUGGAAACACGUACGGUGGUAGACAAGGAUAUCAUCAUGGAAGUAGCCAGUAUGGUAGUGGACGAUAUGGUGGCAGCCAAUAUGGGGGACAAGGUUACCAAAGCGGCCAGUCUCAGAUCAAAAAUGCUGCUGGGAAACAGCCGACCUCCAGCUUUUUGCUGCUUAUUGGUGUUUUGAGUGCCUUUGCAGUCUCUUCUUCAACUAUAUCUAAAUGGUUGAUAUGACAUCCUGAAGUCAUACCAAGAAAACAAAAUUGCCUUCUUCAACGUAACGCUACAUGGUUUAUUCUAAUAUGCAGCUAGACACUUCUUGUGCGGUGUCAAAACAAAAAUGUGCAAUGUAAAAUAAGUUUUUGUGCAGUUGGGCAUAUGUUGUUUCUUAAAAAGAAAAAGAUGAGGAAAAAUUAAAAAGAUAAAAUGAUGAAUAUUACUUUCUUUUCAUCUUCACAACCUUAUAUGUUAUGUAUAUAUUACAGCACUGAUUGUUUGACUAUCCAAAGCAUUUAUUUACACAUAUUGUACUCUACUUAAAACAGUGGCGUGCAUCCUACCACACUACUCAGCAAAUUUGGGAGCCUUCCUUGAACGGAAGUCGUUCUUCCAGGGGAAGACGAACCAGUUCCAUCUGAGGAAGGCUCUUCAGGCUGAAAUAAAGCUUCAAACAUUGCUAAGCAGUGUAGUAGGAUACAAACCAGUGUCUGGAAGGUAUUCCGCCAUUACCUAGGGUGCAAAAUAAAACAUAGAAAAGGAGAUUACCUUACUGUGCCCUGGUGUCCUCUCACAUUAAACUGAGUGUGUCAACAUUUUGUCCCCAGUGCUUACUGUUCCUCUUUGGCCAUUGAAGUGACUGCUCAGCCCUUCCUCUAGAGUUGCCAACCUCCAGAUGGGGCCUGGAGAUCUCCUGGAAUUACAACUGAUCAUCAGACAACAUGGAUCAGUUUCCGUAGAGAAAAUGGCUGCACUCUGGCACUCUCUGGUGUUACACCCCCACUGAUAGGGCUGCCAUGUCCCUGGUCAGGGCAGGGAAUCCCCAGUUCUCUGCUCCCGUUGCCCACUGUUGUUCUAAACAUGGCAGGAGAGAAAAAAAGUUAAAAACCUGCAGCAUCACAUCACUUCCAGUAAAAAAGUGGAAGUGA